AUGUCAUCAUCUUCAACAACAACAACUACUCACUCAUACUAUAAAGAACUCCAAAUUGCUACACUUGCGGUAAAGAGAGCAUCUAUAUUGACCAAACAGUUGAGCGAUUCAAUUUCUCAGGCCAAAUCAGGGACAAUCACUAAAGAGGACAAAUCACCAGUGACAAUUGGAGAUUUUGCAAGUCAGGCUAUUAUUAAUAACGCUAUAAAGCUAAACUUUCCCGGUGAUGAGAUUGUCGGUGAAGAAGAUUCUGAGGAUUUACAAGCCAACGCUAAGCUCUCGUCUGAAGUGUUGAAUUUAAUUACUAAAGUACAGAAAGAGACUGCUGAGUAUGACGACGUAAUUGGUACUUUAUCCAAAGAGGAGGCUGUAUUCAAAAGCAUCGACUUUGGAAACUCUCAGGGUGGCUCAAAGGGGAGAUUUUGGGCGUUAGACCCAAUUGAUGGAACUAAGGGGUUUCUCAGAGGAGAUCAAUUUGCUGUUUGUUUGGCACUAAUCGAUCAAGGGAAGGUUGUUCUCGGUGUUAUUGGGUGUCCUAACUUGUCACAGUAUGUCGAAUCGAAUGAAAAACACCAUGGAACAGUUGGCGGAUUGUAUCUGGCUAUAACUGGUCAAGGGGCAUACUACUCGGAAUUGUUUACACCAGGAUUUAAGCCUUUAGGACAACAACAACAUAUACAUAUGUCAAAUCAUGACUCUCCAAAGGACUUGAAAGUGGUGGAGGGUGUGGAAAAGGGCCACUCGUCUCAUUCAACCCAAGCAGAAAUAAAGGAAAAGAUUGGGUUUGACCAGAGUACAGUCUCAACACAGACAAUCAAUUUAGAUUCGCAAGUUAAAUAUUGUUUGUUAGCUAGUGGACAGGCAGAUAUAUACUUACGUUUGCCUAUUGACGAUUCGUAUAGAGAAAAGAUUUGGGAUCAUGCUGCGGGAAAUGUUUUGAUUUACGAAGCAGGUGGUAAAGUUGGUGAUAUAUACGGAACUCCAUUGGACUUUAGUAAAGGUAGGUACUUGAAUUCAAAGGGUGUUAUCGCCGGCAACAGCAAAAUAUUCAACACAGUUAUCGAUGCAGUGAAGGAAGUUUUAAAACUCAAUUAA
Messenger RNA from Lodderomyces margitis, 1095 nucleotides. RefSeq names its product MET22. NCBI's taxonomy places the organism in Eukaryota, Fungi, Ascomycota, Pichiomycetes, Serinales, Debaryomycetaceae. Gene Ontology annotation, biological process: phosphatidylinositol phosphate biosynthetic process; sulfate assimilation. The transcript has a single exon. Gene Ontology annotation, molecular function: 3'(2'),5'-bisphosphate nucleotidase activity. Bases 1 to 1095 code for a protein of 364 amino acids. The record is from RefSeq and is a predicted model, not a curated record.